Bufo bufo (common toad) is the source of this 1374-nucleotide messenger RNA. RefSeq names its product adenosine receptor A1-like. Gene Ontology annotation, cellular component: synapse; membrane; dendrite. Gene Ontology annotation, molecular function: G protein-coupled adenosine receptor activity. Gene Ontology annotation, biological process: G protein-coupled adenosine receptor signaling pathway. NCBI's taxonomy places the organism in Eukaryota, Metazoa, Chordata, Amphibia, Anura, Bufonidae. The transcript is spliced from 3 exons. Bases 294 to 1280 code for a protein of 328 amino acids. The record is from RefSeq and is a predicted model, not a curated record.
CUAGUACUGAGGAUCAUGUGAUUACUGAUUGAUUGCAACACAGUUGGAAGCUGGUAAAAAGCAGGAAUCUCAGAGUAAGCGGAGGUGUAGGCAGAAGAGGAAUGUGUGCAUUUUGGAUGACACCCUACACUGCAGUGUGUAUUGGACUGGGGGAGACACUGCAGCACCUCUUCAAGGGCAGCAGGACGGAUGCUCUGCACUGGGAAUAAUGCGCCGUAUGCAAGGCAUUGAUGAUGUGGAUUAUCAUUCAGACAUGGUUCAGGAUUAAUGAUCAUUUUCUGCACUGAAACAGCAUGGGCAUCUCUGUCUCGCUAGCUGUCUACAUUGUCAUCGAAGUGCUGAUUGCCCUCAUUUCUGUGCUUGGAAAUAUACUGGUGAUCUGGGCGGUGAUUGUGAACCAAGCACUUCGAGACACCACUUUCUUCUUCAUCGUGUCACUUGCUGUUGCUGAUAUUGCUGUAGGGGCGCUGGUCAUCCCUUUAGCCAUAAUAAUUAGUAUUGGACUGGAGACGGAAUUUUAUAGCUGCCUGAUGGUGGCUUGCAUUAUGCUAAUCCUGACCCAGAGCUCCAUACUUGCACUACUGGCCAUUGCUGUGGACAGGUAUCUUCGAGUAAAGAUCCCAACAAGUUACAGAAGUGUUGUGACGGCUAGAAGAGCCGUAAUUGCAAUCACAGGAUGCUGGGUCCUCUCCUUCAUUGUUGGUCUGGUUCCCAUGUUUGGUUGGAACAACAUAAACUAUUUAAGAAGACAACAUAACUCCACCUAUGGUGAAAUCAUCAUCACUUGUGAAUUUGAAACCGUGAUCAGUAUGGAAUAUAUGGUCUACUUUAAUUUCUUUGUCUGGGUCCUUCCUCCACUUUUCCUUAUGUUAAUAAUUUAUUUGGAAGUGUUCAACUUAAUUCAAAGACAACUAAAUAAAAAGGUAUCUUCCAGCUCUAAAGAUCCUCAAAAAUACUAUGGAAAAGAACUCAAAAUUGCCAAGUCAUUAGCAUUAAUCCUGCUAUUAUUUGCUUUAAGCUGGUUACCUCUUCAUACCUUGAAUUGCAUUACGUUGUUCUGUCAGACUUGUAACACGCCAAUGAUCAUCACUUAUAUAGCCAUCUUCUUGACCCAUGGAAAUUCCGCCAUGAACCCCAUUGUCUAUGCAUUCCGCAUUGAAAAGUUCCGGUCUACAUUUUUGUAUAUCUGGAAGAAAUAUUUCUGCUGCAAAAGCGGAAGGGAACUUAACAGAUCAAAUACUAUGAACAUUGAGCGAUCAUGUUCAAAAAAUGUCAUCUAAAAUAGGGUUCUGUUUUAUACACCAGUACUCCAAAUAAAUAACCACUUCUUGUUCUGAUGUCCCAGUUUAACAAUAAAUGACAGUUUAAAACCUG